Molecule: messenger RNA, 2244 nt
Organism: Teleopsis dalmanni
Lineage: Eukaryota; Metazoa; Arthropoda; Insecta; Diptera; Diopsidae
Exons: 1
Coding region: 1-2244 (747 amino acids)
Source: RefSeq, a predicted model, not a curated record
AUGAUACACAAGCAAGGUGCAAUUUGUGUAUCACUGAAGCGACUCAUAGCAGGCAUCAAUCGCCAAACAGGCGUUCAGAUGAAAUCCUUUUAUGAAGUGAAUAUGGGAAGAAUUGAGAAGCUAUGGAAUGAGAUUGAAUCCAUUAAUUUUGAGAUUUGGGAGUACACCAACAAUCCGACUACAGUGGGAUAUAAACUCGAUGAGUAUCUCGAAAUAGAAGAAUUGGUUCAGUCAACUUUAAUUUCGUUAGCUUCAAUGAAAGCAAAUAAUGAACAAUUACAACAAGGGAUCAGUAAACCAGACAGCGCUGGGAUAUCACUGCCUAAGGUAACAAUACCAAAAUUCGAUGGCGAUUAUUUGAAGUGGUGUCAAUUCUAUGAUUUGUUCACCGAAAUGAUUCACAAGCAGCAGCUUUCUAACGCUCAAAAAAUGUGGUAUCUCAAAGGUAGUUUAACAGGAGAAGCAGAAGGUUUAGUCCGACACCUGUCAAUAACCAACGAGAAUUAUCAAACGGCAUGGAAGUUGCUACAAGAACGAUAUCACAACAAAAGAAUUAUUGUAGCAACAAUCAUUCAAAGAAUUCUAAAUCAACCAAUAAUAUCAACCAAUCCUUCAGCGACAGAAAUAAGGACACUCCAUGAUGUUACUUUUGAAGGAUUGCUGGCACUGAAGAAUGUGGGACUCGAAACUGAUUCAUGGUCGCCGUUACUGCUUUAUAGUUUGCUCCUCAAACUAGAUAAGCAGACUCGUAUUUUGUAUGAACAGUCGCUGACUCAUCCAAGAGAGAUUCAGUCGAUCAAGGAGUUCAUGAUUUUCCUGGAAUCACGAUUCCAGUCCUUAGAGGCGAUUGGUCAUAGGGAGAAGCCAUGCUCAGCAAAAACCCUUGCCACAACGAUGGGAAAGGCAAAUAUAUCAACCUGUAAGAUCUGUAAUAAUGGAUCACAUCCGAUAUAUUAUUGCAAAACAUUCUUGCAAUCAACACCACAAGGUCGUAUCAAGACAGUACAAAAACUUAGACUGUGCUUGAACUGCUUACGUACAGGCCAUAGGGCAGCAGAAUGCAAAAGUUCCCGGUGCAACAAGUGCAGCAAGAACCACAAUUCGUUGUUGCACUUAUCAGAGUCUUCCAAGACAACACACAAAUCGAUCAAUGUCAAAUCAGAUUCAUUGGUUGAGAAACCUGGUCAUCAACCUUCUACUGUAAUCACAGCAUUAACACAAAAUAAGGGAUACGUUCUUCUUAGUACAGUUAAUAUGAAAAUAGCUACGUUUGAUGGUGAUUUCAUCGAGUGCAGAGCAAUACUCGAUUCUGGAUCACAAAUAAACUUAAUCACAGAAAAACUGGCAAGAAAAUUAAAAUUGCAGUUACACUCAUCACCGUUAUGGAUAGAAGGAAUUGGUAGAAGCAAAAGGGACACAAAAUACAGUGUGACAACAAAAAUUCAGUCUCGAAUUAAUGAUUUCAAUGUAAAAAUCAACGCAUUCGUGAUGCCUCGAAUUAUCUCAGCCCAACCAACACAGUGUCUGGACACUUCUGGUUGGUCAAUUCCUCAGAAUAUAAAAUUGGCUGAUCCAGACUUCGCGAAUCCAAAUCAAAUUGACUUAUUAAUUGGAGCAGAAUUCUAUCACAGCUUUUUAUCGAUUGGUCAAAUCAAAAUAGGUGAGGGUCUACCUGUACUUCAGAACACGGUUUUCGGAUGGAUAUGCAGUGGCAAAGUUAGCAACGGUAAUCAAAAAUUACUUACCUGUGGCAUGUGCAGCGAAGCUGACGACGAAGCAUUGGAUAAUAUACUUACUAAAUUCUGGCAAUUGGAGGAAAUCAAUCAAACGGAUGACAAAUUCACUGAUGCAGAAAAGAAAUGUGAAAAAUCUUUUGCUCAAAAUACUCACCACAAUUAUGAAGGGCGAUUUGUCGUGAAACUACCAUUUAAGGAGGAUACAACUGUUCUUGGUGAAUCCAUGCAGAUGUCGAUGAAUCGGUUUUUUAGUCUUGAACGUUGGCUGUUGAAGAAUUCUGAACUAAAGAAGAUGUACGUUGACUUCAUGCGAGAGUACGAACAUCUCGGCCACAUGGAAAAAAUCAAUCAGGAUGAUAUAAUGCAUCCACAUUACAUUUUGCCACAUCAUUGUGUAAUCAAGGCAGAUAGUACUACAACAAAGCUUCGAGUGGUGUUUAAUGCAUCUGCAAGAACAUCAACCGGAGUCUCACUCAAUGAUAUCAUGCAUAAUGGUCCAGUCGUGUAG